UCUCUUCAGAUCAUGGCAAGACAGGCAUUUAGAAAGUUUCUUCCCCUCUUUGACCGAGUAUUAGUUGAAAGAAGUGCAACCGAAACUGUAACCAAAGGAGGCAUUAUGCUUCCAGAAAAAUCACAAGGAAAAGUAUUGCAAGCAACGGUAGUAGCUGUUGGAUCAGGCUCUAAAGGAAAGGGUGGAGAGAUUCAACCAGUUAGUGUGAAAGUUGGAGAUAAAGUUCUUCUCCCAGAAUAUGGAGGCACCAAAGUAGUUCUAGAUGACAAGGAUUAUUUCUUAUUUAGAGAUGGUGACAUUCUUGGAAAAUAUGUCGACUAAAAUGAGUCACUAUUGAAAUGGCAUCACGU
Balaenoptera musculus (blue whale) is the source of this 350-nucleotide messenger RNA. RefSeq names its product 10 kDa heat shock protein, mitochondrial-like. The record is from RefSeq and is a predicted model, not a curated record. Gene Ontology annotation, cellular component: mitochondrial matrix. Gene Ontology annotation, molecular function: protein-folding chaperone binding; ATP binding; metal ion binding. Bases 13 to 321 code for a protein of 102 amino acids. Lineage: Eukaryota; Metazoa; Chordata; Mammalia; Artiodactyla; Balaenopteridae. The transcript is spliced from 3 exons.